AUGCAAGGUGGCGGAGCGCCCGCCGCAGAUGCCGACCAGGCGCAGUUCGAGGCCGACAAACGAGCUGUAUAUAAACAUCCACUGUUCCCUCUACUGGCCCUCCUUCUGGAGCGAUGUGAGCAAGCCACGGCGGGGGCCGAGCCUCCAGCCGCCGAGGCCUUCGGCGCAGAUCUACAAGCGUUCGUCCAGCACCAGAGGAGAGAUAGGAGACCGUUUCUAGUCGAUGAUCCAGAAAUUGAUGGCCUUAUGAUUAAGAGCAUCCAGGUGCUUCGUAUCCACUUAUUGGAGCUGGAGAAAGUCCAGGAGUUAUGUCGGGACUUCUGUGGGAGGUACAUCGCAUGCCUGAAGACUAAAAUGCAGAGUGAAAACCUGCUAAGGACUGAUUAUACUUCUGGUGGCGUUGAAAGCAACAACAAUCUGUCGGGCUCUAUCGACGAACAUUCGAGUACGUCCAACUCCCCGCAAUACCAGUCGCCCCCCGCCCCGCUGGCGGCGCCGUUCCCCGCGGCCUUCCCGCCGCACCACACCGACAUUGCGUACGCGCCGCCGCAGAGGGAUCCUGCGUCCCUCGUAGUGCAGGGUUCGACGCCAAUCAGCCAAAUAGGCGCGGGGCUACUCUCCACAGACUCCUUCACAGGCACGAACUCGAACAACUCCUGCUCCUCAGUAUCGGGCUCCCCACCACCAGAAGAUGACUGCGGCGAGGACUCGAGCGGGAAGCGAGGGGUACUGCCCAGACACGCCACGCAAGUCAUGAGGGCUUGGCUUUUCCAACACCUUGUGCAUCCGUAUCCCACGGAGGAGGAGAAGCGUACCCUGGCAGCUCAGACGCGGUUGACGUUGCUUCAAGUCAACAACUGGUUCAUCAACGCCCGCCGCAGGAUCCUGCAGCCAAUGCUGGACUGUGCAGAUAAACCAGGUGGCAAGAAAGGAAAAAAUGGUUCAUCAGUGAGUAAGAGAUAUUGGCCAGAUGCGCUCUCUAACCCACAGUUUACUGCUGGUCUCCUCUCGUCGUCGGAAGACGAAGACCAAGAAGGCGAGGCGUCAGGUGACGAGCAAGAUGCUGCGGAGACGGAACAGACUAACUAUCCCAUACAGCAGACGAUGCACUAG
Molecule: messenger RNA, 1113 nt
Organism: Arctia plantaginis
Lineage: Eukaryota; Metazoa; Arthropoda; Insecta; Lepidoptera; Erebidae
Source: the annotation of a GenBank genome assembly